CGGGCCCGGGUGGUGCGAUCCGCCGUACGUGCCGGCCUUGCCGGGGCCGCCGCCGCCAGUGCGGGCCGGGCCGGGCCGGGCGCAGGUGGAGGAGCUCGACGGGGACACACAAGCGAAACUCGGAGGCUUUCCCUGCCGCUCGCUGCCCUGUGUGCUGGAGCUCACAGGCCCCAUCAGGACUUUCUUGCAGAGCCAUUGGUGCAAGUGCCUCUGACCAUCAUGGGAGAAGCCAGCAUGGAACCAACCAUCUCCCCUCCUGACAGCACAGCACAGCAGGCCUCUCUGGUCAGCAUGGUGGACGUGUUCCUCAUCUCACUCAUCGUCGGGCUCUUCACUUACUGGUUCUUCUUCCGCAAGAAAAAGGAGGAAGUUCCAGAGCUCCCCAAAAUACAAUCAAUAGCAGCUCCAGCGAGAGACAGCAGCUUCAUUGAGAAGAUGAAGAAGACAGGGCGAAACAUUGUGGUUUUCUACGGCUCUCAGACAGGUACAGCAGAGGAGUUUGCCAAUCGUCUCUCCAAAGACGCUCAUCGCUACGGCCUCCGGGGCAUGGCAGCAGAUCCAGAGGAGUAUGACUUGUCGGACCUGAGUCGCCUCUCUGAGAUUGACAAGUCCUUGGCUGUGUUCUGCAUGGCCACCUAUGGUGAGGGUGACCCCACAGACAAUGCCCAGGACUUCUAUGACUGGCUGCAGGAGGCAGAUGCUGACUUGUCCGGUCUCAAAUUUGCAGUCUUUGGACUGGGGAACAAGACUUAUGAGCACUUCAAUGCCAUGGGGAAGUAUGUGGACAAGAGACUGGAGGAGCUUGGAGCCCAGCGCAUCUUUGAACUUGGGCUGGGGGAUGAUGAUGGCAACCUGGAAGAAGACUUCAUCACCUGGAGAGAACAGUUCUGGCCAGCAGUGUGUGAGCACUUCGGGGUGGAGGCUACAGGAGAAGAGUCCAGCAUCCGCCAGUAUGAGCUGGUGGUGCACACAGAUGUGAACAUGAACAAAGUCUACACUGGUGAGAUGGGUCGUCUCAAGAGCUACGAGAACCAGAAGCCACCAUUUGAUGCCAAGAACCCCUUCCUGGCCCAGGUUACAGAGAACCGCAAGCUGAACCAGGGUGGAGAGAGACACCUGAUGCACCUGGCACUGGACAUCUCCAAUUCCAAAAUCAGGUACGAGUCUGGGGACCAUGUGGCUGUGUACCCAGCCAACGACUCCUCUCUGGUGAAUCAGAUUGGUGAGAUCCUGGGCACAGAUCUGGACACAGUCAUGUCCCUAAACAAUUUGGAUGAGGAAUCCAACAAGAAACAUCCUUUCCCCUGCCCCACGUCCUACCGUACAGCCCUGACCUACUACCUGGACAUCACCAACCCGCCCCGCACCAACGUGCUGUACGAGCUGGCUCAGUACGCCGCGGACGCCGGUGAGCAGGAGCGCCUGCGCAAGAUGGCAUCCUCUGCUGCUGAGGGCAAGGCUCUGUACCUCAGCUGGGUGGUGGAGGCCAGGAGGAACAUCCUGGCCAUCCUGCAGGACAUGCCCUCCCUGCGUCCCCCCAUCGACCACUUGUGUGAGCUCCUGCCCCGCCUGCAGGCCCGUUACUAUUCCAUUGCCUCCUCCUCCAAGGUUCACCCCCACGCCAUCCACAUCUGUGCCGUGGCGGUGGAGUAUGAGACCAAGACGGGACGCCUGAACAAAGGGGUGGCCACCAACUGGCUGAAGAGCAAGGUGCCUCAUGAGAAUGGGAGCAGCUCCAUGGUGCCCAUGUACGUCAGGAAGUCGCAGUUCCGCCUGCCCUUCAAGCCCAGCACCCCCGUCAUCAUGAUCGGGCCAGGAACUGGAAUAGCCCCCUUCAUGGGCUUCAUCCAGGAGAGGGCCUGGCUGAAGCAGCAAGGCAAAGAGGUGGGCGAGACGGUGCUUUACUACGGCUGCCGCCGGGAGCAGGAGGACUACCUGUACCGCGAGGAGCUGGCCCGCUUCCACCAAGAGGGGGUCCUCACCCAGCUCAACGUGGCCUUCUCCAGGGACCAGGCUGAGAAGGUUUACGUUCAGCACUUGCUGAAGAAGAACAAGGAGAACAUCUGGAAGCUGAUUAAUGAGGGGAAUGCUCAUAUCUACGUCUGUGGUGAUGCCCGCAACAUGGCCCGGGAUGUGCAGAACACCUUCUACGAGAUCGUGUCCGAGUUUGGGAACAUGAGCCAGCCCCAGGCUGUGGACUAUGUAAAGAAACUGAUGACCAAGGGCCGGUACUCUUUGGAUGUCUGGAGCUAAGAGUGGGGCUGGUGGGGCUGGGGAGAAGAUGAGGCCCCAGGGGUGAACCCCUGGGAGGUGGAAAGUGCCUGCUCACCCACUGCUGCUGGGGGUGACAGCAUCGUCCCCAGCCCACAGCUACCCCAGUGUCACUCCCAACCCCUCCUGGGCCACAGCACCCCCCCCAGGGGGCAGGCUGUGUGCCCUGCAGGGGUGGAAGGGGUUGAGAGGGGCAGGGGGGUAGCUCAGGCUGUUGUCCAGGAGCUGUGGUGCCCCCAGCACGCCAGGGAGCACCUCAUGGCACUAGUGUUUGCCUUGAGGUCAGGGACACAGCUGACGUGGGGCAGGAGGGAUGGACAGUGCUGGGGGGAGCUCUGGGGUCAAGGUGUUGCCUUAUUCCCUGGGCCUGGAGAGCAGCCCUGCCUGCCUGGGCUGGGCACAGUGGGGGUGGCAGAGGGCUGAGGAACCCCCUAAGAGUUUGGUGUGAGGGCACGACGUGGGGCAGCCAUCUGCCCUCAUCCCCUUCCUGUCCCGUUUGGCCAUCUCUAGGGAUGUGGGGCUGGCAGGAGCCCAGGACACGGAGCUGCCCCGUGGCACCAGAGCCCUCAGACACCCCACUCCUUGUCCCUGCUCCCCACCUUUGCUCCAGCACACAGUGGGGAGGGGGUGGCUCCUCUCCCCUCUGGAAUCUAGAGACCUGCUCUUGGGGGGGAGGGUCUCAGUCCUUGGGGGUCCAGCUGACCCCCCUGGGUCCUGCAACCAGCAGCCCCCCUGUGCCCAGCCCCUCCCUCACGCUGUGUACGGUCAUUGUUUUUUGAAUACUGUUUUUAUUUUAACAUCUUUGUGAUUUAAUUAUGGAGAAAAAAAAAAAAAACAAACACAAAAAACCAAAACAACAAAAAAACCCAACAACCUUUGAGGCUGUCCAAUGACUGUAAAUUAUUUAAAUACAUUUGCCCUUGGAAUAAAAA
Molecule: messenger RNA, 3203 nt
Organism: Apus apus (common swift)
Lineage: Eukaryota; Metazoa; Chordata; Aves; Apodiformes; Apodidae
Product: NADPH--cytochrome P450 reductase
Exons: 17
Coding region: 220-2253 (677 amino acids)
Biological process (GO): response to hormone
Cellular component (GO): cytosol
Molecular function (GO): FMN binding; flavin adenine dinucleotide binding; NADPH-hemoprotein reductase activity
Source: RefSeq, a predicted model, not a curated record